Molecule: messenger RNA, 1136 nt
Organism: Emiliania huxleyi CCMP1516
Lineage: Eukaryota; Haptophyta; Isochrysidales; Noelaerhabdaceae
Exons: 6
Coding region: 1-1095 (364 amino acids)
Molecular function (GO): oxidoreductase activity
Source: RefSeq, a predicted model, not a curated record
AUGCAGUUCGACGCCGUCUGGGCUUCCCUCGCGUUUGGCGCCCUCGGCUGCCUCCUGCUGCUCGCUUGCCGCCGUCGUGGCGGCAAGGAUCUUCCAAAGGCGAUGCGCCGGCUGGUGGUCGUGGAGCCCAACGCGGACCUCGCCCUCGCCAGAGUGGUGGUCGAGGAGGAGGCGCCGCUUCCGGUGCUGAAGCGUGGCCAGGUGCUCAUCAAGGUGUGCGCUGCCUCGAUCAACCCGUCCGACUACGGCGCCUGGCGCGCAAGGAGCGCCAAGGGCGAGUACCCGCUGCCGACCGGGCAGGAGUGCAGCGGCGUGGUGGUCGCAACCGGAGGCGGCGUCUCGACGCUCGGGCUCCUGGGCCGGCGCGUCGCCGCCUUCCCCGGCAGCGGCACCUACGCCGACUACUUCUUCAUCAACCCGCUGACGGUUGUGGCGAUGCUGCUGACCGCCAGGGCGAAGCGCGCAAAGGCGAUCAUACACACCGGCGCCUCCUCCGCCCUCGGCCAGAUGCUCUGCAAGGCGGCGCCCGGCUUUGGCGUCGAGGUCGUGCACGUGACCCAUCGGCAGCAGCACGUCGAGAUGCUGCACAGGCUCGGCGCGACGGCGCGUGGCCCGCAGCGCUUGCUGCUCGGCGCUACGCACGUGCUCAACUCGAGUAGCGACUCGUACGGCGCUCAGCUCGACGAGAAGAUCCGGGCGCUGCGCGUCAAGCUCGCCUUUGACUGCGUGGCGGGCGACUCGGCUGGCGCGCUCGUGGCCAAGCUGCCGCCUCGCUCGACCGUCUACGCGUACGGGCGGCUCUCGCGGCUCUCCUCGUCGUACCUGAGCGCGAUCCCCGUCAUCGACCUCAUCUACCGCGGCAAGAAGGUCGAGGGCUUCAUGGUCACCCGCGCCUUCGCCAAGCUCGGGCCGCUCGGCCUGCUCCGGAUGCUGCUCGCGAUGCAGACCAUCAAACGGGAGCUGCAAACGACGUUCGCCACCGAGUUUGCCGACGUGCGGCUCGAGGAGGUGUACGAGCGCGUGGUCGCCAUCGACCCCGAGAGGCCGGGCGCCAAAUCGGCGACGAACCAGAAGCUGCGCGUCGUCUUCGACUAGGGCCAGAGUUAGUUAGUUAGGUAAGCUAAGGUAGAUUUCUC